Molecule: messenger RNA, 3699 nt
Organism: Chara braunii
Lineage: Eukaryota; Viridiplantae; Streptophyta; Charophyceae; Charales; Characeae
Source: the annotation of a GenBank genome assembly
UGUAAUGUUGAAUAAGGGGAUGUGCUUGUUUUCUCUUGCCAGGGAACUUGAAAAGAAAAGACUGUCAAGAUGCCUGGGACUGGCGGCGCAUCGGGUGCACCCAAGAAGGGCCUGACGCUCGAUGACCUCAUCGCGGCCAUCGACCGGCAUGAAAGGAAUCCAAGCAAUAUCCCCAAGGUCGAUACCUUCCAUUUUUGUGGGGAGGGAGUCUCAGAAUGGCUUUUGAGCGGGUGGAACAAGCUCUGGUCGGGCGGUCGGACGUUGUAAAGUGCCAACGCAUCCUUCAGUAUGUCCUCCACAACUACCACCAAGAACUGAAGAAAGUUAUAGAUGCAGCCCAAGGUAAUUGGGAAAGAUUCAAAGAGGGAAUGCAGAGGAAGUACCGCCUGGGAGAUGGGCUAUUGACCACUGCGGACCUUGAGGCAAUGAACAAAGAGGAUUUUACGACGAUAGGGGCGUUUGUCCAAGAGUUCAAGAAGAGGGCGUGGAAGGUCCAUGAGAUUUCGGCGGAGGCACAAUGCGCCAUCUUCCUGGGGCUACUCACGGCAUCAGAGGCCGUCGAGCUGACGAGACAUGGAGGGGGUAGCACCAAGCUCACUUGGGCCACUAUUGACAGAGGGGUGGAAGUUGGAUGUUUGGACCAGGUGGAGCAACGUCAAUACCGCCUGCAAAGGCAGAAGAGAAAGGAGAGAGAUGCGACCGCUUCUGGGACCCCGGGAGUAAAGAGGAUUGUUACAGACGUACUGGCGCAGCUGGGGUAUGCGACAGAGCCGGUGGUGAAGAGAAGGGUAGUGACGGUCGUCCAGGUGAAAGGAAAGGAGCCAGUGGUAGAGGAGGCCGUUGAGGAGGAACUCUGGGAAGAGGAAGAGCCAGUGUCGCUGCACCUAACGAAGGCCCAGCGCAAACUGCGUAACUUGGUGCAGGGCGGGCAAGGAUCAGGAAAGGGGCAGGCGCCCCAGGCCCAGGCGGUGGCCCCUCCAAAUGUAGCGGCUCCAUCGGGGCGGCUCAAGCAGGGUUCCCAAAGGCGGUACAAGACGGUAGACAAGAAGUGCCACCCGGUUCCCGUCCUCAUUACAGAAGAUGAGGAUGCAUACUACGAGAGGGAACGAGGGUUGAUACAGCGAAUGAGCGAGAGUCCUCUAGCAGGGCCGUGUCGUGUCAACGAAGGGAAUGAGGGGAAGUUGAUUAUAGGGGAACCCAAUUUCCUGCUGCCUCAAGAGCGAAUGUUGAUGGUGGAGUUAAUGAAGAGGAGGCAUCACGCCUAUGUGUUUAGUGACGAGGAGCGUGGCAGACUGGAUGUGGACAAGAUACCUAUGAUCCGCAUCCAUACCGUACCACAUGAGCCUUGGAACAUGAGAGGGGCGCGAUAUCCUAACCCUGACGAGGAAAAAAAGGUGGUGGAUUACCUCGACGGCACGAUACGUACGCACGUCGCCGACUAUUCAAGUGGACCGUAUGCGUCCCCGUGGUUCUGCUUCAUCAAGCCUAAUGGGACGCUGCGGUGGGUGCAGGAUUUGCAAAGGCCGAAUGCGGUGACUGUGCAGGAUGCUGGAGGACUGCCGAAUGCGGAUGCUCUGUCAGAGUCCUGUGCUGGAAGGCCUAUAAUCUCACUUAUAGACCUUUACUCAGGAUAUGAUCAGUUCCCGGUCUACCCACCAGACAGGCUAGUGACCACUAUGCAUACGCCGCGAGGACUAAUCCACAUGAACGUGGCCCCACAGGGGUGGACCAACGCAGUAGCAAUGGUCCAACGGGCCAUGAUUCGAGCUAUGCAGUCAAUCAGCCCCCAUAUCACGCAGCCUCACAUCGACGAUUUGGCGGUGAAGGGACCAGCAAUAAAGGAGAGCGACGAGGUCUUGCCGGGGGUAAGGCGCUUUGUCUGGAAACACAUUCAGGACCUCGAUAAAGUCACGAGUCUACUGGAGGAGCACAACCUCACGACAAGCGGGACCAUAUCCAGAUACUGCAUGGGAGAAGCGACUAUCUUGGGGUUCAUCUGCAGCGAAAAAGGCCGAAGGCCAGAUGUGAAAAAGACGGACAAGAUUAUUGAGUGGCUAGUUCCAUUCCACUCAAUAACUGAUGUCAGGAGCUUCCUUGGUAGCAAGAACCGGGCGGAUGGGCUGAGUCGUAUCAACUGGGAUAAACGGGAAGGGGAGGCGGUGGAGAAUACGCCCCCAGUUGACGGAUUUCUGGAUCAAGAGGAAGAUGUCCGUCUCCAUAUCAACAAGUGGUCGCCACGAGUGCCCAGCAGUGUAGGCUAUCCUAUCUGGCAGACACCAAGUGGGUACGAACGGAGGGCUGAGCUAGUCCUGAAACCUUUUGAGGAAGAAGAUCAUUGGGGAGGCAAGGAUAUUCAGUGGAUGAUGGAGUUGGCACUGGCUAGUUCGCAUAGUCUGGUGGAGGACAUGAAGACGAUCGAAGAAGGGUCAGGCCAGGUAGAACGACAUGAGGAUCUGAUGGGAGGAAUGUACCUCCUCGUCAACACGUUAUUGCAGGAAGGCCUCGACCAGUCUGACUUUACGAAGACAGCCAUGCCAAAAGGAGGGAAGGGGACACGGCCGCCUCGGAGGCCGUUGGGGGCAUCAGGAGGAUAUGAGUGGCAUGGGUCUCGCUAUCGAGAGAGUACUCCGGUGUACGAUGAUGGGGACAUCAAGCUAUUCCUGGACAGUUUGUGGGAGCAUGCGAGGCGUAUGGGCUGGACCGUGGCCCAGGCAAUCGAGAGACUGAGGGGAGCAGGCAGGUUCGAGGAGCCCAUUACCAGGAUUCAUAGGGAGGCGACGACGAGCUAUCAUCGAGAGCCUGAGGCAGCGAUCUCAGGGAGAAGUGGACAAGCCAGAGAGCAGCCGACAGGGAGAGCAGAGGCCGCCAAGGCAUGGUUUGCCAGGACAACCACCUACAACAGAGACUUAUCAGGAGCCACCUAUGAGGAGAGUUAUCCUGGAGCCGGAGGAGGCGAGAGCCCAGAGGGAGGCGGAGAGAGAGAGACCUUCGAGUUCAGAGCCCCUACUGAGCUCGCGACGCUACCUAUAGCAACGACGGGCCCAGUCAUGCCUUUGGCAGAUGAGGAGGGAUUACCACCAUCCAGAAGUGAGUCGGCUCAGGGCUCAGCAGAGGGAUCUAUGAACGUGCUCAUUGAGGCGGUGCACUCGAUGCAGGAGGAGGCGAGUUUGUUUUCACCCGAGCGGAGGAUAGAAGAGCCUCUUGAGAGGGAGAUGAGGAUUGAGGCUGAGGGUGUCAUCGAGGGCGGGCUCCAGAGGUUGGGCACGCCCGAGUAUGGGCCAGAGGGGAUUGAGGACCGACCUGGACCGAGUACCCAGGAGGUGGAGACACGAGAGGAGCCCUUGGAUAUGCCUCAGAGCCAUGAGCUGAGCAGGGAGGCUAGCGAAGCGCCAUCAUCGCCAGGGGCUCAAAGAGGAAAGAAGAGGUCCAGGAAGUGGUUCGAUACGUCAUGCUUCUUUUGUACAAAGGAGGGGCAUCGAGCCUUGCAAUGUCCUAAGUUCCUAAAGGACAAGGCUGAAGGGAAGGUUACAGAGGAAGGAGGCAGGAUGUAUGAUAGACAGGGCAGAAGAGUAAAGAGAUCUGCAGAUGGGGGUAGGGCUCAGCUAUAUAGGCAAAACCAGGAGGAGAUGAGCGAUCAGGACUGAGUUACCUAUAUGGUUGACAUCUUGCAUGUAGGACUAGAGUUAGGAUUUGAUGAUA